AUGGCUAAAAAUAAAAUUGUGUUUGUUACUGUUGGUACAACUAAAUUUGAUGAUUUAAUAGAUAAAGUUGAUACACCAAAAUUCUUUAAUUUGUUAAAAGAACUUGGUUAUAACAAAUUAAUUAUUCAAAUAGGUAAUUACACUAAAGAAAUUGAAAAUUCAGUACCAUUAACUAAAGAAAUCGAAGAUUCAUUAUUUGGUAAAUCAUCAUCAACUUUUGAUUCAUAUUAUUUCGAUUACAGACCAUCACUUUCAGAUUAUAUGAAAAAUGCAGACUUGAUUGUAUCACAUGCAGGUUCAGGAUCGAUUGUAGAAUCAUUAGAAAAUAAUAAACCAUGUUUAUGUGUAGUUAAUGAUAAAUUAAUGCAUAAUCACCAAGUUGAGCUAGCAGAUAAAUUAUCAGAACUUUGUUAUAUUUUAUCAAGUACACCUGAUUCAUUAUACGAAAAUUUCGAAAAUGGUAAAUUGGUAGAAUACAUUAACAAUAGAGAGCAUUUAGACCCAAGUAUUUUAAAUAAAUCACAAAAAUUAUUUGCAAAUUCAUUAAAAAGCGAAUUUAAUAUAAAAGGAGAUCAAACAAAUAAUAAUAAAUCAUUAAAAACAAUGGUAGUUUUAGGUUCUGGCGGUCAUACUACUGAAAUGUUUUAUUUAUUAAAAAAUGUCGAUAGAUCUAGAUUCAAUCCAUUUGUUUAUGUUUUAGCAGACAAUGAUAAAAGAUCAGAGGAUAAAAUAUUUAUUGAAGAAAGCAAUUAUAGAAAGAAUGACGAUAAAGAAAGUAGAAAUGUUGGACAAUCAUAUAUUCAUAGUAUUUUUACAACUUUAAUCGCAUUAUUUUAUUCAAUGUUAUUAAUAUUUAAAGAAAGACCAGAUGUUUUAAUAUGUAAUGGACCAGGUACCUGUGUACCAUUAUGCCUUGCUGUUAAAAUACUCACUUGGUUACGUAUAAAGAAAUCAAAGGUUGUUUAUAUUGAAAGUUUAGCAAGAGUCAAAGAUCUAUCACUAUCAGGUAAAAUAUUACAACAUUUAUCAGAUUGGACCGUGGUUCAAUGGCCCGAAUUAAUCGAAAAACUAAUAACUUCAAAAAAUGUUGCUUGUAUAAAUUUAUUUUUUAAAACUUUUUAA
Molecule: messenger RNA, 1122 nt
Organism: Dictyostelium purpureum
Lineage: Eukaryota; Evosea; Eumycetozoa; Dictyosteliales; Dictyosteliaceae
Exons: 4
Coding region: 1-1122 (373 amino acids)
Biological process (GO): dolichol-linked oligosaccharide biosynthetic process
Cellular component (GO): UDP-N-acetylglucosamine transferase complex
Molecular function (GO): hexosyltransferase activity
Source: RefSeq, a predicted model, not a curated record